Molecule: messenger RNA, 633 nt
Organism: Cladocopium goreaui
Lineage: Eukaryota; Dinophyceae; Suessiales; Symbiodiniaceae
Source: the annotation of a GenBank genome assembly
CUUCGCUUCAGAAAACGUGCGAAUUUCGCUGAGUAAACUUCGCCAUGGAUUUGCUGCUUCUGCUAACCAGCGGUUUCAUGGCAGCCGCCGCCCAGCCCAUUGAGUACAUCGGCUCUAACUACACAACCAUCACCGUCACUACCGAGCGCUACUCUUGCAGUGGUCCUUUGACUGGUGGCAAUGAUGCAACGAAGAUCCAAAGAUACAACUUGGGAGACCACCGUUGCUCAUAUAAAGAUGCAUACUUUGAGUGCUCCGUUACAGGCUCAAAGGUGGGUUACUUUUCCUGCUCCAAUCUGACGAAUGACACGUUGAUUGAAGAGUAUUCGAACGGUGCCUGCUAUCGAUGUGAUGAAUAUAUGUUCCCCUGCGUUCAAAUCUGGUUCAAAGGAAAACGCUAUGAUGGGAAAUACUUUAAGCCUGUGUGCAACAGCCUAUAUUCCAACUCGGUGCAAUCCAUUGGUCAAACACGAUGGACUUUGGCGCUUGCUGGUGCUAUCCUGCUCGGUGGGAUAUCAGGAUGAUUUGCUGCUCACCUUUUCGUGCCAUGUGCAAGUCAGAUUCGCUUCCAAAGGAAGACGAUAUUGCCUGUUUCAAUGCGGAGGCCGCUAAACUUAAUGCGAUUCGUCAAAA